Molecule: messenger RNA, 1902 nt
Organism: Metopolophium dirhodum (rose-grain aphid)
Lineage: Eukaryota; Metazoa; Arthropoda; Insecta; Hemiptera; Aphididae
Exons: 4
Coding region: 477-1718 (413 amino acids)
Source: RefSeq, a predicted model, not a curated record
GUGUUGGACGUACAAGAAAUUAAAAUUCGGUGGGGAUUGCCGACGACACCGUCUUUUCCAUGUGCCGCGUAAAUUCCUCCGAAUCUUCACCGGCGAGCGGCGACAGCUGAUAUCAGACGUUAAAAUAUCGGUUAUUUUUUCCACGACGUUCGAACGUUCUGAAUUUCCAAUUCAAAUUUUAAGCCAAACAUCAAUAAUAUUAUGAUAUUAUAAUUCGUUAAUAACAAAUUAACAAAUAUUACGUUGGAAUAAGUGCAUCAUGGUACAUGGCAACAGUGACCACUGUUCUAACGUAAUUUACUUUUAAUUUUCACUGUUUUACCAAUUUAGCUGUCGUUGUUUGAAUACUUCAACGUUGUUACUUCCUGUUAAAUAUUAAAUUUGUAAUACUACAAACGACAUAGUACUGUUGGAUUCUUCGAAAUCUUUCUGUUUUCUAAUUUGCGUGUGUACAUUAAUAGCUUAGCAUUUUUAAAAUGAAUAAAGAAAGGCGCGUCGGCCGUCGCAGUGUGGUUCAAAAUCUUGUUAAACUUACUCCCGAAUACGAUAAUGAAGAAAAAGUGUCAGUUGGACCAAAAAAAGCUUUGUUUGAUGACGAUACAUUUGUUAUGAAACGUACAUUAAAGCCAUUACAUGAGAUUAACAAUUUUCAGUUUUCUUCAUCAAAAUCAAAAAGUCAUGAUAAACUUUAUACAGAAAAUACUUUUGAAAUACCAAAAUCUACAUACAUGGAUAUGUUUAAUAACCAUAAUAAAAUUCCAUUAUCUCCACCUAGUAGAAUAAAACUUCUUGAAUCAUCAAAGGGAAAAUCCCGCCAAAAGCCUUGUGAACCUGUAUUGCAAUCAAAAGAACUUUUCAACACACUAAUUGACUCACCUUGUACUAAAUAUGAAAAAGUACAGUUCAACAAUGCAUUAUCAUCUGCCUCUAAGUAUUUAUUAAACCGCCACUUAGAAUCAGUCCAACAAAACGCUGACAUAUUUAAUGUCUCAACACCUGAUGUAAAUUUGUGUCCUGUCAAUGAAAAUAAUUUUAAUAAAUUCACAACUCCAAGUUUAUUAGAUCUAAGUAUUACUCCGAAGCCAGACAUAUGUAAAUCACAUAGUCAAACUCAAACAUCAAAUCUACCUUUAGUAACUGAAGUAACAAAAAACAAAAAAAAUGAUGAGAUUUGUCAAAAUCAAACAUCAAAUAUGCCCCUAUUAGUUGAAGAAGAAAUUGAAGGAUUGAAAAACAAAGAUAUUGAUGAUAUUCGUCAAACUCAAAUAUCAAAUCUGUCUUUAUUAGUUGAAGAUAUUGAAGAACUGAAAAAAAAAGAAAUUGACGAUAUUCGCCAAACUAAAUCACAAUGUUGUGAUUUAAUGAAGACCCGGUUCAAAGAAAUUGAACUAGAAAUUGAAAAACAUUUUGGCAUUAUGGAAAAUAAAGUUAAUGAAAACUAUGAUAAAUUGAUAAAAAAAAUUCAAGAUGGAAACAAUGACAGUGUUGAAUCACAAACUUCAAUCGUUACAACAGAAACAGUGAAGGAAAAAAAUUAUACUAGAAUGACUGGUGCUUUUGGAAUUUUCAAUAAUUUAAAUAAAGAUUGCAGUUUUUUGAAAACUCCUAAGACUAAAGGCAAAACCCGGGAAGAAAUGUUAAAUAGGGGAGUUUUGACACCAUGUACAAUGUCAUUUGUUUUACAAGAACAAUUAAUGCACUUGAAUAGUAGUUCUUAAGCUUUUGACCUGUGAAUAAUCCAAAAGAUAUAACUAAUAAUUUUUAAAGAACUUAAUUUGUAAAUGUUCAUUAGUUAUUGUGACCAUUAAUUAUUUUUAUGCAACAAUUCAAAUAGGUACUAAAAAUAUGUUUAUUUUUAAUGUUAAUACUAAAUAUUUAUUUACUGUACUUAAUAUUGAUAAA